Dama dama (fallow deer) is the source of this 830-nucleotide messenger RNA. RefSeq names its product Cbp/p300 interacting transactivator with Glu/Asp rich carboxy-terminal domain 1 (gene CITED1). Gene Ontology annotation, cellular component: nucleus. Gene Ontology annotation, biological process: regulation of DNA-templated transcription; melanocyte differentiation. The record is from RefSeq and is a predicted model, not a curated record. The coding region runs from base 30 to 800 and encodes 256 amino acids. The transcript has 3 exons. NCBI's taxonomy places the organism in Eukaryota, Metazoa, Chordata, Mammalia, Artiodactyla, Cervidae.
CCCACACGCACACACCCCUCUGCCUAUAAAUGCCAGUGGCUGGGCUGGGCCGCUCACGGAGUCCCAGCCUCAGCGAGCUCAGGACUUGGAGGAAGACAGAUCUGGCUGCGAAUCCCUGCUCGCCACUUUCUAGCGCUGUGACCUUGGCACAACAGCUCCAGUUGGCAGCAUCACCUCCCACCAAUUUAUCCAACUUCUGCCAAGACUCUGAAAUGCCAACUAUGUCGAGGCCUGCACUUGAUGUCAAGGGUGGCACCUCACCUGUGAAGGAGAAUGCCAACCCAGAGAUGAACUCUCUGGCCUACUCUAACCUGGGGGUGAAAGAUCGCAAAGCGGUGGCCAUCCUGCACUACCCUGGGGUAGCCUCGAAUGGAACCAAGGCCAGUGGGGCUCCCACUAGUUCCUCAGGAUCUCCAUCUCCAAUAAGUUCUCCUACUGCUACCCCUCCCACUAAACCCCCACCCUUCAACCUGCACCCCGCCCCUCACCUGCUGGCCAGUAUGCAGCUGCAGAAACUAAAUAGCCAGUACCACGGGAUGGCCGCUGCCACUCCAGGCCAACCCGGGGAGGCAGAGCCCCUGCCAAACUGGGGCUUCGGGGCUCAGGCGGGAGGGGCGGGAUCACUCUCUCCUUCUGCUGGUGCCCAGAGCCCUGCCAUCAUCGAUUCAGACCCUGUGGAUGAAGAGGUGCUGAUGUCACUGGUGGUGGAACUGGGACUGGACCGGGCCAAUGAGCUUCCGGAGCUGUGGCUGGGGCAGAAUGAGUUUGACUUCACGGCAGACUUUCCAUCUGGCAGCUGAUGCCAAUUGUUCCUAAAGAUGGAGGAAUAA